AUGGCAUCCCAUCCUCUUCAGGCGAUAGGCGAGGCCGUAGGGGCGGCGGGAGCGGAUCCUCGCCCUAUGCAGCUUUCUUCCUUGUUCCAGGGCGCCAACGAUGGCCCGGCAAAGACUGCAGCGAAGUUGACCGGUGUCCAAGCUGCAGGGAAGAGAGCGGAUGAUGGACCGUACUUUACAAACAACGAAGCUAUUCCGUUUCCUGACCCAGCCCACAGUAAGACUGCGGGAGGCAUACCCGUAGCGUCCGAUACCUUUUUGUUCCAAAAGCAGCAGCACUUCAAUCGCUCGAAGCCACUCGAGCGGAUGGUCCACCCUUGUGGCAGUGGAGCAUUUGGUUAUUUCGAGACCACCAAAGACGUAUCGUCACUGACUAAAGCGCAUUUCCUGAGGUCUGUUGGCGUGAGAACUCCAGUCUUUGCCCGCUUCUCGACUGUGACUCUCGGUCGAGAGUUUCCUGACGAGGCGAGAAAUCCACGGGGCUUCGCUGUCAAGUUCUACACUGGUGAGGGAAACUAUGACAUUGUGGGACUGAACUUUCCCGUGUUCUUCUGUCGUGAUCCCAUUCAAGGCCCCGAUGUUAUUCGCUCCCAGUAUCGGAAUCCGCAGAACUUCCUGUUGGACCACAACUCCUUGUUCGAUCUGCUCGCAAAUACUCCCGAGGGAAACCAUGCGGGCAUGAUGUUUUUCAGCGACCACGGCACGCCUGUGGGGUGGCGCAAUUUACAUGGAUACGGAUGUCACACAUUCAAGGUUAACAAAAGGGGAGAAUUUGUGUAUAUCAAAUACCAUUUUAUCGCAGAUCGCGGACAAAAGCAGUCCACUGCCGACGAAGCCAUCCAGAUGUGUGGUGAGGAUCCGGACUUUUCAAAGCGUGACCUCUAUCAGGCCAUUGAAAAGGGCGAAAAGAUCAGCUGGACGGCGCACGUCCAGAUUAUGAAGCCAGAGGAAGCUGACCCGACCAAGUUGGGAUUUGAUCCAUUCGAUGUCACCAAGUUGCAUGAAUUUGGCAAGCUGGUCUUGAAUAAGAAUCCCGAGAACUUCCACCGAGACGUAGAACAAGCCGCCUUCUCUCCAGGAAGCAUGGUGCCGGGAAUUGAGGACAGCCCGGAUCCUCUGCUGCAAUUCCGCAUGUUCUUCUACCGUGACGCACAGUAUCACCGGAUUGGUGUCAAUUUGCAUCAAAUACCUGUGAACUGUCCAUUUAUGGCUUCGUCCUACUCUUCACUCAACUUCGAUGGUCCAUUGAGGGUGGAUGCAAACCACGCGAUGAAUCCGCAAUACGCGCCCAACAGUUUUGUGCAUAAGUUUAGACCAGAUACUGCCGAGGCACCGUACCAGCUGGCAGAUAACACUGUGAGCCGCAAGUCUCACUUCUACCACGAAGGGAAGUUGUCGGAGUAUGACCAGCCGCGUGCUCUAUACCAAAAGGUCAUGGAUGCUCGGGGGAGAGAGCAUCUUCAUUGCAAUACUGCACGCAUGCUCAAGGUAGUUGAAUAUCCCGAAAUUCAACUCAGAUACCUAACACAGCUGUACUGCAUUGCUCCGGAGUAUGCAAGGGGCGUGUAUGAUCUACUCCCCGAGCAGAAGUUUGAUUUCAGCCAGGUGAAGGCCCAGGCUCAGGGUGCUGAGCGAGUAGGAAAGGAGGCCAAGUUUCGUCCUAGCAAGGACACCGAUAUUUUGGCCGGAAAGUGCCCAGCAACGCCUGUUUACAAUCAGUGA
Molecule: messenger RNA, 1722 nt
Organism: Aspergillus fumigatus Af293
Lineage: Eukaryota; Fungi; Ascomycota; Eurotiomycetes; Eurotiales; Aspergillaceae
Product: putative catalase
Exons: 8
Coding region: 1-1722 (573 amino acids)
Biological process (GO): response to hydrogen peroxide; hydrogen peroxide catabolic process
Cellular component (GO): cytoplasm; mitochondrion; peroxisome
Molecular function (GO): catalase activity; heme binding
Source: RefSeq, a predicted model, not a curated record